GGACGACCCUAUCUCUGGGAGGAUGUUGACGGCAUUCCUCCCACGGCCGGGAGUCAGCGGGUGGCGCCUGGGCACACUGUUAUCAGCACACAGGCGUCCUGUUUGGAGCUACCGAAAAUAGGCCGAAAUGUGUGAUGGUGAACCUUUCCCUCUCCUUUUGGUUCUCCCCUGUCCAGCCGCACCGUAUGAAUGGACGAUAGUUUUGGUCAAGGCUUGAGGCUCUGAGUGGCGUAACAGCCGGGAAUACUGGCUAGAGAGAGAAGGUUAGUCUUGUAUGGUUUGCUGUCAGGGAGUGGCGUUUUGUAAAGAAGAUUUGCUACUAGAGAACCGCUCGUCGACAUGUUGUCGGACAGAGGCUUGGUCAGCGAUUUCCUGUACAGAUCUCCCCUCGCGGCCCUCCGCCGUCUGCCGAAGGCACAGAAGAAGGAACGCCGGCGUUUCGUCGAGAAGGACGGGGGAUGUAACGUUGUCAACAGCAACAUCGGGGAGCCAGGGAGGUACCUCGACGACAUCUUCACCACGGUGGUCGACCUUGGGUGGCGGGAAAUCCUGCUGAUCUUCACCUGCAUGUUCGUGCUGAACUGGUUCGUGUUCGGCUUCCUGUACUGGAUAACGGCCUUCGCGCACGGGGACGUAACGUUCGGGUCGACGGCCACCAAUGAUGGCGGGGACCUGUGCUUCACGUACGUUAACUCUUUCACCACGGCAUUCCUCUUCUCGGUGGAGACUCAGGUGACCAUCGGGUACGGUUCCCGGGCUGUGGGGGACUCCUGUCCCGCAGGUAUGUUUGUGUUCAUCCUACACAACGUGCUAGGGCUCAUCACCUCGACCUGGCUACUCGGCAUGGUGUUUGUCAAAAUAGCACAGGGCGGUCGGAGGGCAGAGACCCUACUAUUCAGCAAGAAUGCUGUGGUCUGCCUCAGGAAGGAGAAGUUAUGCUUGAUGUUAAGAGUGGGAAAUUUGCGCCACAGCCACAUUUUUGAAGCCCGGGUCAGAGCGUUGCUGCUCAAGCCCAGACUGACCAAAGAAGGGGAGGAGGUCGUGGUGGACCAGACGGAGAUAAACGUCGUUCAUAGCGGCACAGACAGGCUGUUCGUGGUGGCACCUGUCACCAUCUAUCACGAGAUAGACCAAAAAAGCCCGCUGUACGACCUCUCACCCGACGAACUGGCCAAGUCCGAGCUGGAGCUGGUGGUCAUGUUUAUCGGGAUCGUGGAGAGCACGGCGCGGCUCACAUACUUCAUGAGCUCGUACACGACUGACGAGGUUCUGUGGGGACACCGCUUCAUGGAGUGCGUGUCGGCCCAGCCGGGCAGCUACACGGUGGACUACACACACUUCCAUGACACAUUCCCCACCCCCACCCCGGCCUGCAGCGCACGGGAGUACGAGGAGAAACUGGACGAGCAGGGGCAGAGACGGGUGGUCAGGUUCGAGGACGAGAUCGUCCGGUCAAGAAACGCACUGCCUCUGGCCGCUGCGGCAACCGGACAUGCGUCAUGACAGUGCAGAACUGCUGACCACCAUUUUAACCGAAUAUUGGUGCUAGCGUAACCAGAAAGUUAAUAACAUGAGGAAAUUGGAACCUUUUACUGAAUGGCAACUGCCAAUGUGUAUUGCUGCAAUAGAUAAACUUUCACAUUGACAAAAUGGAUUGAAAGUAUGAUAAAAUGCUAAGAACCUUGAAUGAGGUUAUGUGCUACACCUGAACUCCGCAAGGGAUAGAUUUCAAAUCAGACACUUGACGCUGUACUGUAGGCGUUACUCAAUACAUUAAGUGAUGUAUACGAAUUGACAGUAUAUUAGUAGGACUCGGUUAUAGAAUUUCAACGAAACACAAGUUUCCUUUUUCCCCUUUGUGAUUUGGGGAGAAAAAAGUGUGUGUGACAUUACGCUUUGCGUCAAAGCUUCUUGAAGACCGAUAAAACCCUACACGCUGCUAUACAGUACUGAAAUGCUUGUCAUAUCAUAGCUGCUAUGUUGUCCCACUUGGUGAAUAAAAAGGAACAUG
Molecule: messenger RNA, 2011 nt
Organism: Branchiostoma belcheri (Belcher's lancelet)
Lineage: Eukaryota; Metazoa; Chordata; Leptocardii; Amphioxiformes; Branchiostomatidae
Product: inward rectifier potassium channel 2-like
Exons: 1
Coding region: 340-1503 (387 amino acids)
Biological process (GO): regulation of monoatomic ion transmembrane transport; potassium ion import across plasma membrane
Cellular component (GO): plasma membrane
Molecular function (GO): inward rectifier potassium channel activity
Source: RefSeq, a predicted model, not a curated record